This is a messenger RNA of Cydia amplana, 489 nucleotides long. RefSeq lists its product as uncharacterized. Lineage: Eukaryota; Metazoa; Arthropoda; Insecta; Lepidoptera; Tortricidae. Gene Ontology annotation, molecular function: zinc ion binding; nucleic acid binding. The record is from RefSeq and is a predicted model, not a curated record. The transcript has 2 exons. The coding region runs from base 1 to 489 and encodes 162 amino acids.
AUGACUCGGUUUCAGAAGAAGAGCUCGCCGCUGCCGUGGCGAAAGUUGGAGGGCCUGGGCACAGCGUGGGCUCGCUGCCCCGUAGCAGCCGCCAAGAAAGUGGCUGAGGGGCGACUCCUCGUCGGUUGGGCUUCGGCAAACGUGAAGCUGCUGGAGUCCCGACCCCUGAGGUGCUUCCGCUGCCUGGUGCCUGGCCAUGUUAGGAAGGGGUGCACCUCAGAAAUCGACCGCAGUGACCAGUGCUACCGAUGCGGUCAAUCUGGUCACCGGGCCAGGGACUGCACCGCCGCGCCCCACUGCACUCUGUGCACUGCAGCGGGCAAAUCUGCUGACCACAGUGCCGGCAGCAGUACCUGCGCGAUGGGGGCUAAAGCCCCAAAACGCAUGUCCCGGAAGGUGACCAACAAAUCAGGCACCCCUGGAGUGGCGGCGCCUCUGGCUGCACAAGAGGGCCCGAUUAGCAAUGCGCCAAAUGACGAGGUCAACUAA